GCACCUACAAAAAAAUUACCAUAAAAAAAAAAAACUUAUACACCCUUGUCUAUAAUGCCUGUUCAAUGCCAUGAUCAAUUUCCCUUUGAAAUCAUCACAUCCUCGGGCAAAACCCUAAUUCCACGAAUAAUAAUUAACAACAUAUUUGUUUAUCGUCCCAUCAGAUCAAAUGAUGUCCACAUCGAUUCAAAAAGGCGACGUUCUAAUAAUAUAAUCCGACGAGCGAGUAGUUGUGAAAAUAAUGACAUGGAGCUCCACAAUGCAGCAAGUAACGGAAAUCUUAAAAGAACUCAUGAGGCGGUUUGUCGAAAGAGGGAAUUACUAUGGAAAAUGGACUCCUCAACAGGAAAUAUACCAUUACAUCUUGCCGUAAUUAAUGGGCAUAAAGAGGUUGCUUCUUACUUGGUUAUGGAAUACCCGCAAGGGUCUUACACCAUAAAUUACUCUAAAAUUUCUCCACUUUACUUGGCUGUUAGGCACUUUCCGCAGCAGUAUUACUUGGAAUUGAUCGAGAGUAUGCUUCAUAAGUUGGGUAGGGAUGAUGGUUUAGUUAGUUACUUGCAGCAAGGAAAAUCAAUUAUUCGUGAGGCCAUUCAAAACAACAAUCAAGAAAUACUUAAAACCAUAGUGAAGUAUGGACCAGAUCUAAUGAAGCAUUGUGAUGAAGAAGACUUAACUCCUCUAUCUUAUGCUGCAUCCAAUGGGUUGGUUAACAUGGUGGGCUUCAUCCUUGAAAGGUAUCUCAAAUCAAUAAAAUACCAAAACAAAGAUAAAUCGUACCCGAUUCACAAGGCAUGUCUAGGCGGCCAUAUUGACAUUUUAAAGAUGUUUUAUUCAAAAUGCCCAAAUUCAUUACUCUAUGAAGAUCAACGUGGAAGAACGGUCAUGCACUUAUCUGCUAAACAACGAUGUAACAAGUUGAAAAUUGUAGUUAAUUAUUUGUUGACCACUAAGGAGGGUAUGUUCCUACUUAACAAGAAGGAUGAAAAUGGAUGUACACCUUUGGAUUUGGCCAUAAGUAACGGAAAUAAUGAGGUCCAAAUUAUAAUCAAAACUGCCAUCAACAGUCUCGAUACAAGACCUUAUUGGAAAAAAGUGAUAUCUCUUUCUCCAACUGAGAAAGAACUAAAAUCAUUUCUAAUGUAAAUUAUUACUAUACGUAUUAGGUGAUCUUCAUCGCAUUCUAAUUAGUAGAGCUCUAGCUUUUUGGGAGUCUAAUUGAUCACAUUCCUCCUACCCUUUCUUAGAUAUUUUUUGUUUGUCAUUUAUUGUCUCAGACCAUGGUUUUAUAAGCGUAAUUUACUGAAUAUGAUG
This is a messenger RNA of Amaranthus tricolor (Joseph's coat), 1314 nucleotides long. RefSeq lists its product as uncharacterized. The record is from RefSeq and is a predicted model, not a curated record. Gene Ontology annotation, molecular function: protein binding. Bases 55 to 1146 code for a protein of 363 amino acids. The transcript has 2 exons. NCBI's taxonomy places the organism in Eukaryota, Viridiplantae, Streptophyta, Magnoliopsida, Caryophyllales, Amaranthaceae.